GCUCAGAGCAUCCCUCCGCCCGCGGAGCCCGAGCUCGGGCUGCCCUUUGUUCUGGUCGCUUUCUCCUAGACUCCGGCUCCACCUCCUCCUAGACCCAGGCUGCAUCCCUCGCCUCCGGUCCUCGCUCCCGGCCCCCUUCGCUCGCCGCCCCUCCGCCCGCCACAGCUGGGUCUGCAUCCUCUUUCCCUAACGCUUCCUCCCAGAUCCAGGCCUCCCUCCUUCCCAGCGUCUCGCCCAGAGCCUGGUACCUUGCUCUGCACCCCUGCGUCCUGCGUCUUCCCGGUGGUCCGUCCUAGAAUCCCCCUUUUCCCACGGUCCGGUCGUCCGGCCGGGCCCCGCCCCUGCGCGCGGGGGAUGCCCCCCGCCGCCCCGCGCCCAUGGUCCUGACGUUGCUCUUCUCCGCCUACAAGCUGUGCCGCUUCUUCGCGAUGUCGGGCUCAGCGCCCAGUGCCGAGAGACUCGCGGUGCCCGCGCCGGGGGGCGGCGGCGGCUCUGGCCCGUGGUGGGCCGCCGGGGGCCGUGGGCCCCGCGAGGUGUCGCCCGGGGUGGGCACCGAGGUGCGCGGCGCCCUGGAACGCGCGCUGCCGGAGCUGCAGCUGGCGCUGUCGGCGCUGAAGCAGGCGUGCGGCGCGCAAGCCGUGGGCAUCGGGCUCGCCGAGGUCUUCCAGCUGGUGGAGGAGGCCUGGCUGCUGCCGGGCGUGGGCCGCGAGGUCGCGCAGGGUCUGUGCGACGCCAUCCGCCUGGACGGCGGCCUCGACCUGCUGCUGCGGCUGUUGCAGGCGCCGGAGCUGGAGACGCGCGUGCAGGCCGCACGCCUACUGGAGCAGAUCCUGGUGGCUGAGAACCGGGACCGGGUGGCGCGCAUUGGUCUGGGCGUGAUCUUGAACCUGGCGAAGGAGCGAGAGCCGGUGGAGCUGGCACGGAGUGUGGCGGGCAUCUUGGAGCACAUGUUCAAGCACUCGGAGGAGACCUGCCAGCGGCUGGUGGUGGCUGGUGGCCUGGAUGCCAUUCUGUUCUGGUGCCGCCGCACCGACCAGGCGCUGCUGCGUCACUGCGCGCUGGCGCUGGCCAACUGUGCGCUGCACGGCGGCCAGGCCACGCAGCGGCGCAUGGUGGAGAAGCGCGCGGCCGAGUGGCUCUUCCCGCUCGCCUUCUCCAAGGAGGACGAGCCUCUGCGGCUGCACGCCUGCCUCGCCGUGGCCGUCCUGGCCACCAACAAGGAGGUGGAGCGCGAGGUGGAGCGCUCCGGCACGCUGGCGCUCGUCGAGCCGCUUGUGGCUUCGCUCGACCCAGGCCGCUUCGCCCGCUGCCUGGUGGAUGCCAGCGACACGAGCCAGGGGCGCGGGCCCGACGACUUGCAGCGCCUCGUGCCCCUGCUCGAUUCGUCGCGCAUGGAGGCGCAGUGCAUCGGGGCCUUUUAUCUCUGCGCAGAGGCUGCUAUCAAGAGCCUGCAGGGCAAGACCAAGGUGUUCAGCGACAUCGGGGCCAUCCAGAGCCUCAAACGCCUGGUCUCCUACUCCACCAACGGUACCACUUCAGCGCUGGCCAAGCGCGCGCUGCGCCUGCUGGGCGAGGUGGUGCCACGGCCCAUUGUUCCCUGCGUGGCCAGCUGGAAAGAGGCCGAGGUCCAGACGUGGCUGCAGCAGAUCGGCUUCGCACAGUACUGCGAGAGCUUCCGGGAGCAGCAAGUGGACGGGGACCUGCUUCUGCGGCUCACGGAGGAAGAACUCCAAACCGACCUGGGCAUGAAAUCGGGCAUCACCCGCAAGAGAUUCUUUCGGGAGCUGACCGAACUCAAGACCUUUGCCAACUACGCCACGUGUGACCGCAGCAACCUGGCCGAUUGGCUGGGCAGCCUGGACCCGCGCUUCCGCCAGUACACCUACGGCUUGGUCAGCUGCGGCCUGGACCGCUCCCUGCUGCACCGCGUGUCGGAGCAACAACUCCUGGAGGACUGCGGCAUCCGUCUGGGCGUGCACCGCACCCGUAUCCUCGCGGCCGCCAGAGAAAUGCUGCACUCCCCGCUGCCCUGCACCGUCUGCAAGCCCAGUGGGGACACCCCGGAUGUCUUCAUCAGCUACCGCAGGAACUCAGGGUCCCAGCUGGCCAGCCUCCUGAAGGUCCAUCUGCAGCUGCACGGCUUCAGCGUUUUCAUCGACGUGGAAAAGCUGGAAGCAGGCAAGUUUGAGGACAAGCUCAUCCAGAGCGUCACAAGCGCCCGCAACUUCGUCCUGGUGCUCUCGGCUGGGGCGCUGGACAAGUGCAUGCAGGACCACGAAUGCAAGGACUGGGUGCACAAGGAGAUCGUGACAGCUCUGAGCUGUGGCAAGAACAUCGUGCCCGUUAUUGAUGGCUUCGAGUGGCCCGAGCCCCAGGCCCUGCCUGAAGAUAUGCAGGCCGUGCUCACUUUCAACGGGAUCAAGUGGUCCCACGAGUACCAGGAGGCCACGAUCGAGAAGAUCAUCCGCUUCCUGCAGGGCCGCUCCUCCCGAGACUCGUCUGCAGGCUCUGACACCAGUUUGGAGGGUGAGCUGGUGCAGGUGGUCGAGGAGCGACUCUCCAAGUAGCGAGACUCGAAGCCACCA
Messenger RNA from Sorex fumeus (smoky shrew), 2585 nucleotides. It is a transcript of the gene SARM1, whose product is annotated as sterile alpha and TIR motif containing 1. The record is from RefSeq and is a predicted model, not a curated record. NCBI's taxonomy places the organism in Eukaryota, Metazoa, Chordata, Mammalia, Eulipotyphla, Soricidae. Gene Ontology annotation, molecular function: protein binding; signaling adaptor activity; NAD+ nucleosidase activity. The coding region runs from base 378 to 2567 and encodes 729 amino acids. Gene Ontology annotation, cellular component: dendrite. The transcript has 10 exons. Gene Ontology annotation, biological process: signal transduction; negative regulation of MyD88-independent toll-like receptor signaling pathway; response to axon injury.